Molecule: messenger RNA, 471 nt
Organism: Aureobasidium vineae
Lineage: Eukaryota; Fungi; Ascomycota; Dothideomycetes; Dothideales; Saccotheciaceae
Source: the annotation of a GenBank genome assembly
AUGGAACCAACGCUUGUCGCACAGCUACUCGCUAUUCCGUGUGGUUUCGUGCUCGGCAGUUACAACGCGGUCUUCUCACAAAAUGUCAUGCCGCAUCUCUACAAGCAGCCAGCUUCAGUAGUGGCCCCCAUCUUCGCCAGAAUUUACAACAUCGGCUCGACUACUAUUGUGCCUCUUGCAAGCACCGCUAUCCUCGCUUAUGGCUAUUUGGCGUACAGCUCACCUCACAAACGACAACAAUAUGGCACAGCUGCAGUUUUGACAUUAGCCACGCUACCGAUGACUCAGAUCGUCAUGAUGCCGAGCAUCUCUCGCCUCCUGGAAAUCAGCAGGAUGGGUAAUUUGCAGGCAAAUGCAGGCCUCGAUCAAGAAGUCACGAGAUUGGUCAAGACUUGGGUUGCACAGAACUACUUCAGGGCCUCACUGCACCUGAGUGCUGGAUUUGUUGGCCUCUAUGCAGCGCUCUCAUGA